Alnus glutinosa is the source of this 1274-nucleotide messenger RNA. Its product is annotated as zinc transporter 6, chloroplastic. Lineage: Eukaryota; Viridiplantae; Streptophyta; Magnoliopsida; Fagales; Betulaceae. Gene Ontology annotation, biological process: zinc ion transmembrane transport. Gene Ontology annotation, molecular function: zinc ion transmembrane transporter activity. The coding region runs from base 137 to 1150 and encodes 337 amino acids. The record is from RefSeq and is a predicted model, not a curated record. The transcript has 3 exons. Gene Ontology annotation, cellular component: plasma membrane.
ACCACACAAUCCCAUCGCUCUUAAUUCCUCUUCUCUCCCAACAUUAAAGUCCACAAAGACUCUCUCUCACUCAGUCUCUCUCUCUCUCUCUCUCUCUCUCUAGCUGUGUUUGCGUGCGAGUUGCAUUGGCUAAGCCAUGGCUCGGUGUGUAGACGACACGGCUCGAGCCCUGGCGUGCCGGGACGGCCAAGCCGCGACGCACCUGAAGCUCAUAUCCAUCUGGGUCAUCUUCUUCACCAGCGUCGUGGGCAUAUCUUCGCCGGUACUACUGGCUCGCUACUUCCAAGGCAAGCCUCUGUACGACAAGGCGGUGCUGGUGAUAAAGUGCUUCGCGGCCGGAGUCAUCAUGUCCACCUCAUUGGUCCACGUCCUCCCCGACGCCUUCGACGCCCUCUCCGACUGCCGCGUGGCCUCCAGCCACCCCUGGAGGGACUUCCCCUUCUCCGGCCUGGUCACCAUGGUGGGUGCCCUUCUCGCUCUCCUCGUGGACAUCACCGCCAGCUCACACGUGGAGCAUAGCCAGGGCCCUCGCGAUCACUACGCCCCCGUGCCAGCGCUGACGCAGGAGGAGCUGAUGGAGACCAAGAAACCGGCCGAGUCGAGAUGUGAAACAGGCGAGUUGGGACCGAGUCAUGACCAGCGUGUUGACGAGUUGGUGAGACUGAAGCAGAGGCUGGUGUCGCAGGUGUUGGAGAUAGGCAUAAUAUUCCACUCGGUGAUAAUCGGAGUGACGAUGGGGAUGUCUCAGAACCAGUGCACCAUUAGGCCGCUGGUGGCUGCGCUGGCGUUCCACCAGAUCUUUGAAGGCAUGGGGCUCGGAGGCUGCAUUGCUCAGGCAGGAUUUGGGUUCGGAACGACGGCGUACAUGUGCUUUAUGUUCUCAGUAACAACGCCAGUGGGAAUUGUGAUGGGAAUGAUACUGUUCUCAGUGACAGGCUACGAUGAUAACAACCCUAAUGCCUUGAUCAUGGAGGGCUUGUUGGGGUCCUUCUCUUCAGGUAUACUCAUAUACAUGGCUCUGGUGGAUCUCAUAGCCGUUGAUUUCUUCCACAACAAGAUGAUGAACUCCAAUCAAUGGUUGAAGAAGGCUUCUUUCAUUGCCUUAACACUUGGUUCUACUGCAAUGUCUAUUCUUGCCCUCUGGGCUUGAGCUUUGAAAUUCCGUUUUGUUUGUGAAUGAUAUGAACAUAUUCUUAGCCCCCCCCCUCUCUCUCUCCAUUUGAAUCUUGGAGACAUACUUAAAAGUAGAUAGUCGAAUACGAAGCAUUUGAACA